GCAGAGCGGACCUGCCACUUUAACUGACAAGUCUUAAAUUCUGCCCUGGGAAGCUCUGGGAUGCUGUCAGCCGCCUCAGCAACUUCUUUUCUCAUGCCUGGUAGUUUAGAGUCUCACUGGGGACCGAGAAAUAAAACAGAAAUUGAGGAUUUUUGUUUAAAUUGAGGACUGCCUCUUCUUUUUGUUGGCUGUUUAAAAAUCAUUCAUUCCUCCAGAGUCACAGCGGGUCUAAAUCUGCCUUUUCGCACAGAUAUGGCAGCAAGCAGACCUCACUUGGCAUCACUGGACGCAAAACAGGCCUCUGGACAGCACCGACCAUCCAAAGUGAGCAGGUCAUCAUCAACCAAGAUGGAUCUCAAGAAUGGCCUGGAAGAAUGUGAAGUGGCACUGAAAUUAUUUCUGAAUAACAAAUUUAAAGAUGCCUUAGAAUUGCUUCAACCAUGGGCUAAGGACAGCAUGUACCAUGCCUUGGGCUACAGUACCAUUGUGGUAUUGCAGGCCAUCAUGACCUUCGAGCAACAGGACAUCCAAAAUGGCAUUUCUGCCAUGAGGGACGCCUUGCAAACCUGCCAAAAAUAUAGGAAAAAAAGCACGGUUGUAGAAUCUUUCUCAAGUCUUCUUUCGAGAGGAUCAUUGGAACAGAUGACCGAAGAGGAAAUGCAUGCCGAAAUCUGUUAUGCUGAGUGUCUCCUACAGAAAGCAGCACUCACCUUUGUGCAGGAUGAAAAUAUGAUCAAUUUCAUCAAAGGUGGACUCAAAAUUAGGACGAGUUACCAUAUAUAUAAAGAAUGUCUUUCUAUCCUGCAUAUACUUCAGAAGAACAAAGUUGAGCAACAGUUCUUCCAUGAGUUUGAAGGGGGUGUCAAACUUGGAAUAGGGGCCUUCAAUUUGAUGCUGUCCCUCUUGCCAGCACGGAUUAUCAGACUACUAGAAUUCAUAGGAUUUUCUGGAAAUAGGGCACAAGAGAUAUUUCGAAAAUGCAUUUCAGUUCAAGAAGAAUGGAAACAGUUUCACCAUCUCUGUUAUUGGGAGCUGAUGUGGAUUAAUAUAUUCCAGCAAAACUGGAUGAAGGCGUAUUACUAUUCAGACCUGCUUUGCAAAGAGAGCAAAUGGUCCAAGGCAACGUAUGUGUACUUGAAAGCUGCGAUUUUGAGUAUGCUUUCUGAGGAGGAAGUAGAAGCAACUAAAGAGAAUGUGGUAACUUUAUUCAGACAGGUGGACAGCUUGAAGCAGAGAAUUGCCGGGAAGUCCAUCCCUACAGAGAAGUUUGCCGUGAGGAAGUCUCGCCGUUACUCCGCCUCGUUGCCUGCACCUGUGAAGCUCGUCUUGCCUGCCCUGGAAAUGAUGUACAUCUGGAAUGGUUUUCCAAUAGUGAGCAAAAGAGAAGACCUCUCCGAAAAUCUGUUGUUAACUAUUGAAAAGGCUGAGACAACUUUACAAAAUCAAAACUGCAGCGACUACCUGGUGGACGACGAGUGCCUGCUGAAGCUGCUGAAGGGGUGCUGCCUGAAGAACUUGCAGCGGCCCCUGCAGGCGGAACUGUGCUUCUCUCAUGUCAUCCAAAGUGAAAAGCUGCUGAAGUUUGACCACUACCUGGUGCCAUUUACUCUGUUUGAGCUGGCGUUUUUGUACAAAAGCCAAGGGGACAUUGACAAGGCCUUUAAGGCCCUGGAAACUGCAAGAAACAACUACAAAGAUUACUCCAUGGAGUCUAGACUGCACUUCAGAAUUCAGGCAGCUCUUCAACUCUGGAGAAAGCCUUCCUCACACUGAUCAGAGCCUGGAAGAUGGAUGGAUUGCCCCUCCGUGAACCCACAUCUGCUAUAGAUUAGCCCUUGUAUUAAAGUGGAAAAGUGAUCUUGUGAAUGAGAGAAAAAAAUAAUUUUAUUGUCAAUAUUUUCUAUCAUGUGUGUGGUUUACUGCUGUUCUACGUGAAUGUGUCCUCCCCCCUCCCCCCAUGGAAUAAUGUUCAGUACAAUCUAGAAAAUUAUUAUAUUUUGCCUCUUCAAAAAGAAUUUCAUAUUAGGUUUCAAUUGGAGAGGGGAAGUCUUUUAAAGGACUCACAGGUACAAUAAAGUCUAAUCAGAUUAUUUAUUUUUUUUAAUAUGGAAAUUAAUAUUGUUUAAGUAGCAAAUGGCUUACAAGUUGAGCCUUUUUUAGAUCUGUUGGUCAGUUAAACUUCAGAGUUAUUUUGUUGCCUAGAAAUUAAAUUUCAGAGGGGAAAUAAAAUCACUUACAUUCAAAAUAGCUUAAUAACCUCCUGAAAAAGACAGGCAGUGGUGUGAACAGGGAUGGGAUCAUGUCGUUAAAAGGUUGAAAAGACCUGUAUCUAGCAGAGAUGGUGAAAUAUUGUUAGUGUUUUUUUUUAUUCAUCAUGUAAAUUAAAUGUGGUGGCAUUUUUGAGAGACUAUCUUGUUUUUGAAUGUACUUAAGUCUAUUAUAAUAACAAAAAUUUUAAAAAUGUGUAUCUAAAGGGAAGAAAAAUUAUAUUUUAGACAAUAUCCUUAGCAAUGAUAGCCUGAAAUAUAUAUAUAUACAUUGAUUAUUUUUCUUAUAUGAAGCAAAGUUCCUGCUGCUUUAAAUGAUAUGUAAAAUAUUAAUAAUUUUUACAUUCAUGAUGUUGGUGAGUAAGAUCUAAUUUUCUAAUCUCUCUAGCACUGUGUCGGUUCCUUGUAAAUAUCUGAACUGUGUUUAGUCCUUUCAUUUUGGAAAUGCAAUCGGGACAUUGAGUGGGAGAGAGUCCGACUCCAUGUGGUCCUGGCUCUGCUACUGGUUAGCAGUUACCAGAGUGACCUUGAUGGAGCCCCCGCUCUCUGUAAAAUGGAAAAAGAAAGGAUGAUUAUCAAGGUCUCCUUCAGUUUUAGAACUGUCAGUAUUUUAGGUAUUUAUUUUCAGCAAACAAUGUUAAAAUGUUUAAUCCGAGUCACUCCCGCUUAGAGUAUAUUUUUAUUUUGCAGUCAUCAACUCCCAACCCCCAAAUAUGUGUGUUUUGUGAAUCAGGACCAGUUUGUAUUCUGAGUGAGGAAAACCAUCUGGGAAUCCGUGAGUCAGGGUUUUGUCCUAUUCCUGCCUCUGUUUUGAAGACUAACUUGUCAUGGAAGCCGAUGCAGUUUAACAGAAACCGCCUCAGAUUGGGAGCCAGGAGCUCAUCUCUAUUAGUUAGUAGUUCCUCACCCUGCAGCAAGCCAUUCAUCUCUUCUGGGACUCAGUUUCCCUAAUGGGGAUGGUCUCACGGAGCGUGGUGCUGGUGAGGGCUCAGUCAGGUAAUGCAGAGUCAUAUGCAUGGCUUUGUGUGAACUGUGAAAGGCCAUAUGAACAUGCGUUGUAAUGAUCACGGUUUUUAUGCACCAAUUAUAGUAUCAGUACAGAGGUAUUGGCUGAGUCUGUGUUCUCUGAUGUAAAAGGAGAAAAGCAUGGAAAUUCUAUCACCUGUCAAUGUAUUCACGUAUUUGACGCUGGCCGUGGCCCAGAUUACAAAUUUAUUUCUUGCUACUUAUUCCCUGUGACAUGAGCCUGUCCUCGCAGGUGUUGGCCUUGUUUUCUUUAAGGUAUUUGUCCAAUACUGAGAAUGCGUUUCAACAGAAGAUGUUAAUACAGUCCGAGUCAAAUGGUCUGGUGGAAGAUCUGAAUAUGUGCUAUUACAUGCAUUAUGUAACUGACUGCAGGUCCAGACAAAAGAGGAAAUAAAAUAAACUGUCAUUACAACUA
Messenger RNA from Myotis davidii, 3708 nucleotides. RefSeq names its product tetratricopeptide repeat domain 39B (gene TTC39B). Gene Ontology annotation, biological process: negative regulation of cholesterol storage; cholesterol homeostasis; regulation of cholesterol efflux. The transcript is spliced from 16 exons. The coding region runs from base 253 to 1773 and encodes 506 amino acids. Gene Ontology annotation, molecular function: protein binding. The record is from RefSeq and is a predicted model, not a curated record. Lineage: Eukaryota; Metazoa; Chordata; Mammalia; Chiroptera; Vespertilionidae.